Molecule: messenger RNA, 748 nt
Organism: Bactrocera neohumeralis
Lineage: Eukaryota; Metazoa; Arthropoda; Insecta; Diptera; Tephritidae
Gene: Dhfr
Product: dihydrofolate reductase
Exons: 2
Coding region: 164-727 (187 amino acids)
Biological process (GO): glycine biosynthetic process; tetrahydrofolate biosynthetic process; dihydrofolate metabolic process
Cellular component (GO): mitochondrion
Molecular function (GO): NADP binding; dihydrofolate reductase activity
Source: RefSeq, a predicted model, not a curated record
UUGUUGGGUAAUUAUCCGGCGACUUAACCGAUAGUUGACUAAUCAAAGACGAUUAUUGGCCAAAUCUAUCAAAAAAAGUCAUCUGAUCGAUAUAUAUUAGUUCUUACUAUAUGAUGACAUUAGAACUCAAAAUUUGGCGGCUAUAGUUAAAUUAGGAGUGAAAAUGCUAAACUUUAAUUUAAUCGCUGCUAUUAGUGAAAAUUUCGGUAUUGGUGUGAAAGGUGAACUACCAUGGCGUCUAAGGUCAGAGCUCAAAUAUUUUUCAUCUACUACAAGACGACGUUUAGAUCGAAAAAAACAGAAUGUUGUUAUAAUGGGACGAAAAACUUUCUUUGCUAUACCUGAAGAUAAGCGUCCUCUAUCUGAUCGGCUAAAUGUAGUAUUAAGUACAACGCUUAAUACCACAGACCUACCAGAAAAUGUGUUGCUUUAUCCCAACCUGGAAUCGGCAAUGCAACAUUUAGAACAAACUGAUUUAAGUCAACAAAUAGAAACUGUAUGGCUUAUUGGGGGUGGUGGAGUGUAUAAGGAGGCCAUAGUUUCACCACGUUGUAACAAAAUAUAUUUAACAAAGAUCCUUCGACAAUUUGAGUGUGAUACUUUUUUCCCCGAGAUUCCAGCUGAUUUUCAAGAAGUGAAAUUGGAUCAAGAAAUACCAAUGGGAAUACAAGAAGAAGGUGGUGUACAAUAUGAAUAUAAAAUAUUGGAGAAACGAAAAAGAAAAUAAAUAAAAUUUAUUUUGUGUUUA